Doryrhamphus excisus (bluestripe pipefish) is the source of this 1444-nucleotide messenger RNA. RefSeq names its product hepatocyte nuclear factor 4, gamma (gene hnf4g). Gene Ontology annotation, cellular component: nucleus. Gene Ontology annotation, biological process: regulation of DNA-templated transcription. Lineage: Eukaryota; Metazoa; Chordata; Actinopteri; Syngnathiformes; Syngnathidae. Gene Ontology annotation, molecular function: nuclear steroid receptor activity; zinc ion binding; RNA polymerase II cis-regulatory region sequence-specific DNA binding. The record is from RefSeq and is a predicted model, not a curated record.
AUGAAGUAUCCACCCACUCCUCAGAGUAAAUCUCUAUUAGAUAUGGAAGUGGCCAACUACUGUGACUGUCUGGAUCCUUCAUACAGCACACUGGGCUUUGACAAUGCUGAGGUACUUUAUGGAGGUGGAGAGACCAUGCCAACCGAGUCAAGCCUACCCGGUCCGGAGGGGGCCAACAGCAACUGUGCCAUCUGUGGAGACAAAGCCACGGGGAAACACUACGGCGCUUCCAGCUGUGACGGCUGUAAAGGCUUCUUCCGGCGUUCCAUACGGAAAAACCACGUCUAUACUUGCAGGUUCAGCAGACAGUGCGUCGUUGAUAAAGAUAAGAGGAACCAGUGUCGUUUCUGCAGACUCAACAAAUGCUUCAGAGCUGGCAUGAAGAAAGAAGCCGUGCAGAACGAACGAGAUCGAAUCAGCUCCAGACGAAGUAUCCCCGACUCCCAAGAUGUGCCACCGAUCACUGUUCUGGCCCAGGCUGAAUCUCUGUCCCAACAGAUUAGCAUUCCCGUUGGAAUAGCAGACAUGACAGAGCAGAAAUCGGCCACUGUUGGGGAUGUGUGUGAUUCUAUGAGACAGCAAUUACUGGUGCUGGUGGAAUGGGCAAAAUACAUCCCUUCGUUUGGAGAGCUACCAUUGGAUGACCAGGUGAGCUUGCUCAGGGCUCAUGCAGGAGAGCACCUCCUGCUAGGAGUGGCCAAAAGGUCAAUGCCGUUCAAGGACUUCCUGCUUUUAGGGAAUGGCUGCGUGAUUCACAGAAACAGUCCAGAAGCUGAGAUCUGCAGGGUGGCCAACCGAGUUCUGGACGAGCUGGUGCAGCCUUUCCAGGAUAUUCAAAUUGAUGACACCGAGUACGCGGCGCUCAAGGCCAUCGUCUUCUUUGACCCUGAUGCAAAGUCCUUGCGGGAUCCGUCAAAGAUCAAAGCCACGCGUCUGCAGGUCCAGAUGAGCCUGGAAGACUACAUUAACGACCGCCAGUACGACUCGCGGGGUCGUUUCGGGGAGUUGUUACUUCUUCUGCCCACCUUGCAGAGCAUCACCUGGCAAAUGAUCGAGCAGCUCCAGUUCAUCAAGCUGUGCGGUUUGGCCAAGAUAGACAACCUGCUGCACGAGAUGCUGCUGGGAGGCUUGACCUCCGAGGCCCCGCAUUUCCACCACCCGGCACACACCCAGCUGACCCAGGACCCGGUGACUGGACACACGCUGCUCAUCAGCACCAUGCCCAUAACACACACUCCACAGAUAGCUUCUCCAGACACUCCCAUCCCAUCGCCUCCGCAGGGUCAAGCACCGGACAUGUUCAAACACUUUCCCCAGCCCAGUCCUUCGCCUUCCGCACAGGCGGACCACUGACGCAGGAUCAGGUCUCAUCAUAGUCUCAAUCAUAAUAUAAGACAAAUGCAUGGAGCAUAUUUUUAAGGUUACCGGUUGUUAGGAAACAUAU